UCUACAGCCAAAAGCAAUUUGUGAUGGGCAUUCCAAAUGUCAGAGCUUACAUUGAUGUUCAUGCUUACAGCCAAUAUUGGAUGUAUCCAUAUGGAUGGUCGAAAACUCCGACGAAGGACGCAACUAAACUGGAACAAGUUGGACAAGACAGCAUAGAUGCCAUCCGAGCUGUUCACGGCAAAAUAUAUGUCACCGGAUCUAUCGCCAAUGUUAUUUAUGUGGCGACUGGAAGCAGUGCAGAUUACUUCUAUGAGGAGGGAAUCACAUGCUCAUUCGCAGCAGAACUUCGAGAUCAAGGACGUUACGGAUUUGCCCUUCCAGAAGCACAAAUUUUACCGACUGGUGAAGAAGCGUUUGCUGGCCUGAUGGUAAUGGCACGAGCGGUUGCCGAUGGAACGUGUUAAAAAUCGCUGCUUCAAAUUUGAAAUUCUCAGCU
Molecule: messenger RNA, 436 nt
Organism: Styela clava
Lineage: Eukaryota; Metazoa; Chordata; Ascidiacea; Stolidobranchia; Styelidae
Source: RefSeq, a predicted model, not a curated record